AUGGCAACCCAAGAAGAGGGGAUCAAACUCUUCGGAAAGACAAUCACCGUGACGGCGGCGGCGGCAAAAGCAACCAUGAAGGAAGAGAAUAAUCCUCACGCCGACGACACGCCGAGCAAGCCGGAGAAGAUAAUCCCGUGCCCGAGAUGCAAGAGCAUGGAGACCAAAUUCUGCUACUUCAACAACUACAACGUCAACCAGCCCCGCCACUUCUGCAGAGCCUGCCACCGCUACUGGACCGCCGGCGGCGCGCUCCGCAACGUCCCCGUCGGCGCCGGCCGCCGGAGAAACAAGCCCCCCGGUGGCGUUCGGAUCAGUCCUCCCCCCGUCGGGUUCCCCGAUGGUGCGGCGGUGGAGGAGUGGCGGUUGGCUGCGGCGGUGGCGGCAGGUGUUCACGGCGGUGGGUUCCGGGAUGUUUUUCCGAUCAAGCGGCGGCGGUGCGACGCCGGUGGUCAACCGUGUGUUAAUUAG
This is a messenger RNA of Linum tenue, 471 nucleotides long. NCBI's taxonomy places the organism in Eukaryota, Viridiplantae, Streptophyta, Magnoliopsida, Malpighiales, Linaceae. The record is from the annotation of a GenBank genome assembly.